This is a messenger RNA of Gossypium raimondii (Peruvian cotton), 684 nucleotides long. Its product is annotated as protein ELF4-LIKE 3. Bases 188 to 571 code for a protein of 127 amino acids. Lineage: Eukaryota; Viridiplantae; Streptophyta; Magnoliopsida; Malvales; Malvaceae. Gene Ontology annotation, biological process: positive regulation of circadian rhythm; entrainment of circadian clock. The record is from RefSeq and is a predicted model, not a curated record. The transcript is spliced from 2 exons.
UCAAAUCUACAAUAUUCUCUCGCUCUAAGAACUCUCUCUCAUAAUUUAGAUUUUUUUUUUUUGAGAUACGAUUUAAUCGGCGGUCCUGUUCCUCGGGAAUCAAUCCCUCGUCUUCCGUCUUUCAAUCCAGAUUUUUCAAGGUCUAGUUUUGAGAUAGAGAGCUCCUAGUUCAUCAAAUUCACACGCAAUGGAGGGUGAGGCAUUCUCAAGGCUUGGCGAUGGUAGUGACCAAAUGGACCCCAAAGUGGUGCAAACAUUACAAAAGGGUUUGGUUCAGGUCCAGACCAUAUUGGACCAGAACAGGCUGCUCAUGAAUGAGAUAAACAUGAACCAUGAGUCCAAGGUCCCUCAUAACUUGACCAGGAAUGUUGGGCUAAUUAGGGAGCUCAACAACAACAUUAAAAGAGUGGUUGGUCUUUACAAUGAUAUUUCAAGUUCAUUCAUCAAAUCAUCCAUUGAUGUAUCGUCUAAUGGGGAUGAUGAUGAUGGUGAUGAUCAUGGUUCUUCUUCAUGUGGUGGAGCUUUGAAAUCAAAUGGCAAAGGUUGUCAUAAAAGAAACCGGGUUGCUUGAUCUUUUGUUGAAAAAAAGAAAACCCAAUUUUGUUUGGUUGGUAAUUUUUUCGACAAUGGUGGCAAUUGUAACAUAUGUUAUGCUCAUUUCUAAUUUUUCUUAAAGCUACCAUA